Molecule: messenger RNA, 1806 nt
Organism: Boeremia exigua
Lineage: Eukaryota; Fungi; Ascomycota; Dothideomycetes; Pleosporales; Didymellaceae
Exons: 2
Coding region: 346-1611 (421 amino acids)
Biological process (GO): regulation of transcription by RNA polymerase II
Molecular function (GO): DNA-binding transcription activator activity, RNA polymerase II-specific; zinc ion binding
Source: RefSeq, a predicted model, not a curated record
GCGUAUUACUACAGAAACCUUACAACCAUUUGCAUGAGGCUCUGAGAUUGAUGUCGAUCGACAGAUCACGCUAACCGAAAGAGGGUUGUACGAGUUAAUACGAGUUAACACGACAUCUCCUCAUCGCCAAUCAAUCGUAUGCGUAUGCACUGACUUUCCCACUCCCUCCAUCAAUAGUAUCACGAAACGGACAUAUCUACGACCCGAAACAACCCUCAGCCACUCCAGAGACGUGUCGAGAUGUAGCACGCCUGAUAGCGUGUUCGUAUAAGCUUUUGCGAACGCCUCCCACUUUUCUUGACCUCACAUCGCCUACUUCGUUGUCGUUAAUACGCAUACGACGACAUGGCUCAGCGUCGGACGCACAGAAAAUCGAAGCUCGGCUGUCAGCACUGUAAACGGCGACACAUCAAGUGCGAUGAAGGACAGCCUAGUUGUUCCAACUGCACGAAUACCGAACGAGAGUGUGUGUAUGUGGCGCCACGUCCUCGCAGAGUUCAUUCAAGGUCACCUCACCCUUCAAAUAUGGACGUCGGAAUUCAUUCCGCAACGGGGUCACCUUCCUCAACGCUGCUACAUCCAAUGGCUGCGACGGUAUCGACUCCAACUUCAAAUGCAGCAUCUCCCGUGUUUACACCGGCUUCGUCAACACAGCUUGACUUCUCCAAUUUGGAUUCCGGCCUAUGCCAUCUAGAGUUGUUGACCAAUUUCAUUCUUGAGGUCGCACCAAGCCUAGACAAUGAACCCUUUUUCGGUAUCGAGCUGAUGCGCAAUAUAAUGCCCGUCAUCCUGUCGAAGCAGUUCCUGUUGCUCGAGGUCCUUGCGUUAUCAGCUCUGCAUCUCAGCCGCGUGCGACCCGGACAAGCCGACAAAUACCUCGCAGGAGCAACGUCAAUGCAGAUUGAAGCCUUGACAUUAUUCGACGAGCAGCUCGGAAGCGUCACGGUCGACAAUUGUGCAGCCAUGUUCCUGUUUGCAGGCCUGCUAGGCACCCAUGCGCUCGGCGAGGCGGUCAUGAAUGUUUCGAGCGAUGCAGACAGCUUCCUGGACCGCUUUAUCAGGUGUCUGAACCUCCACCGCGGAACCAAGAUGGUUGCGUCUCAGGCCUGGCCCCUCUUGCUCCAGUCGAACAUGUCUUUUAUGUUGCACACCGCCUCCGAUCAGCUGAAGCUUGCCGAGUCUCACGACCCCGAGGAAGCGGUCUUUGUGGCGAGCGAACUGGGUCGCUUGCUGGAUAGUGGUGAUAUGAGUGCGGACAGCAAUACGGCGUGCCGUGAUGCAGUGGCUCAACUCAAGCUGACCUAUCAGGCUGACGACUCAAGGACGCAGUUCGUCGAGACGAAGCGGCGUUCCACGGAUCUGAUAUGGUCCUGGCCGACCCUCCUAUCUGGCGGUUACACAGAUCUACUGCAGAAGCGCCAACCGGAGGCACUGAUCAUUCUUUGCUACUUCGCUGUGCUUCUGCAUCGACGCCAGAAUCUGUGGUUUGUGGGGGGUGCAGGCCGCAUGCUGAUCGAGUCCGUUACGCGGUCGCUGGGGUCAUUCUGGAGACACUGGCUGGACUGGCCGAAUGAAGCCAUUGGAAACGGUUCUACGUCCUUCGAGAUUUGAGCAUCGGGCUGUGGUCAGACGAUCGUCGCAUGCCUGCGAGUUUGACUCGGUCCUGCCUAUCCGCGAUAGAGUACAGCAGCGACUCGAUACGACGUACUCUCAGACGCCGGCCGUCAACACCAUGCCACUGCACUUUCUACAAGCACAGAUGCAGGAUCGGCCCAAAAGCGGACAGUGUUGUAUGCGCAUCCUCCA